UUGAGAGAGUUUAGUUCGUUCAUCCAUGGCUCUGUUCCGACGUCACAAGGGCUUGCGUUCCAAAUGUACUUCUGCUCCUUCUGGAUCAUCUACUGAUGAUGUCUUCUUGAGCUUCAGAGGUGAAGACACCCGAAAGACCUUCACAGAUCACCUCUACACUGCUCUUAUCAACGCCGGAUUUCAUACUUUCCGGGAUGAUCAUGAGCUUGAGAGAGGAGAAAACAUCAAUGCUGAGCUUGCGAAAGCCAUUCAAAAGUCACGAGGUUAUGUCAUUGUGUUUUCCAGAGACUACAUCUCUUCCAGAUGGUGCCUUGACGAGCUUAUCAUGAUCCUUGAGCUCAAGAGGACCUCCAAUCAUGUCGUGCUACCAGUCUUCUACCAUAUCAGCCCAUCUCAACUGAGAGAUCAGGCAAAAACUCUUGCAGAGCACCCUAAAUACAAAGGAAAGCAAUCGUUGGAGAAGUUGAAUUCAUGGCACGCUGCAAUAGGAGAAGUUGCAGAUCUAGCAGGCUUCGUCUUAGAAACUGAAGCUGACAGGCACGAGGCAAAGUUCAUUGAAAGAAUUGUCGGAGUGGUUCAAAAGAAGCUACCCCUUGUCAGUCAUGUGCCCCUUAGCCAGCUCCAGAAGAAAUUAGGGGAUAAGUUAAUAUUUGUUGCCCCGUUUAUUAAUGAGGCUGAGGGGAAGCAACUGGAAUUCCAGGAAUGCGUGAAGCCAUGGCUCCAUGAUCUUAAAGAGGCAAUCUACGAUGCUGAUGACCUGGUGUUGGAGAUUAAAUCUGAAAUUCUGAGGUAA
Molecule: messenger RNA, 793 nt
Organism: Argentina anserina (silverweed cinquefoil)
Lineage: Eukaryota; Viridiplantae; Streptophyta; Magnoliopsida; Rosales; Rosaceae
Product: TMV resistance protein N-like
Exons: 2
Coding region: 26-793 (255 amino acids)
Biological process (GO): signal transduction
Source: RefSeq, a predicted model, not a curated record